AUGUUCCCUACCGCAAAUCAGACUAUGGGCUCGACGCUAGGCCCUCACAAUCGCGAACAGCAAACCGUCAAGGAUCAAUGCUCCGGGGAUCACCCUGUCGAGCACGAUUGCAGUGAGCGCAACGCACAUGGAAGCGCGUUCCAGAGGAUUAUCAACGCAAACAAGAUUCUCGCCAUUACAAGAAGCCGUGGCAUAUACGCCCGAAUCUCAUCAAUCAUCAAGUCCCUCAAACCGGCCUCUUCUAUACCGUGCGAGAUGUGCUUCAGCGCGGGACUGCAGCGACUGUAG
Psilocybe cubensis is the source of this 288-nucleotide messenger RNA. RefSeq lists its product as uncharacterized. The record is from RefSeq and is a predicted model, not a curated record. The transcript is spliced from 5 exons. Lineage: Eukaryota; Fungi; Basidiomycota; Agaricomycetes; Agaricales; Agrocybaceae. The coding region runs from base 1 to 288 and encodes 95 amino acids.